Tarenaya hassleriana is the source of this 2052-nucleotide messenger RNA. RefSeq names its product U-box domain-containing protein 11. The record is from RefSeq and is a predicted model, not a curated record. Bases 62 to 1912 code for a protein of 616 amino acids. The transcript is spliced from 5 exons. NCBI's taxonomy places the organism in Eukaryota, Viridiplantae, Streptophyta, Magnoliopsida, Brassicales, Cleomaceae. Gene Ontology annotation, cellular component: cytoplasm; nucleus. Gene Ontology annotation, molecular function: protein binding; ubiquitin-protein transferase activity. Gene Ontology annotation, biological process: protein ubiquitination.
GCAGCGAGCGGGUUCCCACUUGCCGAGUCGAUUGCUGAAACGCUGCCGCCUGCGCAUCGAAAUGGCCGGAGGAGGCGUCUCUCCAGCCGCUUUGCUCGACCUCAUCAGUGAGAUCGUUGGGAUUCCGGCGAAUGCCGGAUUGUUCAAGAAGGACUGCGCGGAUCUCGCGCGUCGAGUCUCUCUCCUGAGUCACUUGGUGGAGGACAUUAGGGAUUCUUCGGCGGCUUCGUCUUCGGAAUCUGAAUGGUGGUCUGAUCUCGUGGUGGGACUCCAGGCCGCGAAGCGUCUUCUCUCCUCUGCCGCCGCCUUCCUAGCUCGCGAGCACCCUGACGGGGCUGCCAAGAGAGUCUCCUUCCAGUUCCAAUGUGUGACUUGGAAGCUAGAGAAGGCAUUGGGCAAUCUACCCUUCAAUCAAUAUGAUAUCUCCCAGGAAGUCCGGGAACAGGUGGAACUAGCGAGAUCCCAGUUGAGAAGAGCCAUGCAGAGAUACGGCUCAUUGAAUACGAAAAAGUUCUCUAAUGCCUUAUCUGAGAAAAUGGGCAACAAUGCUUAUAGCAACGUGAAGAGCAAAAUUACGGAAAAGCUGGAGACUGUUCCACAAAGCAUCGAUUCAACUGUUCCCUUCUCUAACGAGAAGAAAUAUGAAUCACCUCGGAAGAGCUCUUCCGUUUCUUUGGCCUUCUAUUUAUCAAAAGAUGCCGAUGAGGAAAGAUUAGAGAAAGCUGUCAACAAGAACACCGACAAUGCAAAGAAAUAUGAUAAACUCACAAUUCCAGAAGAUUUUCUUUGUCCGAUAUCUCUGGAAUUGAUGAGGGAUCCUGUUGCUGUGUUCACUGGACAGACGUAUGAGAGGUCGUAUAUUCAGAGAUGGAUAGACUGUGGCAAUCUAACGUGCCCAAAGACCCAGCAGAAGCUUGAGAACUUUACGCUUACUCCAAACUAUGUUUUGAGAAACCUGAUCUCUCAGUGGUGCGCUAAGCACAACAUUGAGAAGCCGACGGUUUGUGUGAACGGGAGGACAAAAAACCGUGACGGAUCUUUCCAUGAUAUGGGCGGAGAUAUGUCAGCAGUUCGGGCAUUGGUUCGUAAGCUCUCCAGCCGAUCCAUUGAAGAUCGCAGAGCUGCUGUUUUGGAAAUCCGCUCUAUGUCAAAAAGGAGCACAGAUAAUCGUAUUUUAAUUGCAGAGGCAGGAGCCAUUCCGGUUUUGGUGAACCUCUUGACCUCAGACGAUGUGACAAUGCAGGAGAAUGCAGUCACUUGCAUUCUAAACCUCUCCAUAUAUGAAAACAACAAAGAGCUGAUAAUGCUUGCUGGUGCAGUCCCCUCCAUCGUGCAAGUCGUGAGGGGUGGAAGCAUGGAAGCCAGAGAAAACGCUGCAGCGACACUAUUUAGCCUUUCCUUGGCAGAUGAGAACAAGAUAAUAAUAGGUGCAUCAGGUGCGAUUCCGGCGCUUGUGGAUCUGCUCCAGAGCGGAAGUGCCAGAGGGAAGAAAGAUGCUGCGACAGCAUUGUUCAACCUCUGCAUUUAUCAAGGGAACAAAGGGAGGGCCGUGAGGGCAGGUAUCAUAACCGCACUGGUGAAGAUGCUAACAAACUCCAGCCACCGGAUGGUGGAUGAAGCUUUGACCAUACUCUCAGUGCUCGCCAGUAACCCAGACGCAAAGGCAGCAAUAGUGAAGGCAAAAACAAUACCUGCUUUGAUACAUCUUCUGCAAACAGACCAACCCCGCGACAGGGAAAACGCUGCAGCCAUAUUGCUGUCUCUGUGCAAGAGAGACCCCGAGAAUGUGAUAGUGAUAGGUAGACUGGGUGCUGUCUUGCCCUUGAUGGAUCUCUCGAGAAACGGCACAGCGAGGGCCAAGCGGAAAGCCACUUCUUUGUUAGAGCUUCUCCGCAAAUCAUCAUCUGAAUAGCUCUAAAAAGGUUCUCACUUACCUCAGGAGAAGUCUCUUUUGCUUUCCACUGGGGGGUCGAAAUCCAAUUGUGAUUAUUUGUUCCUUUUUAUGCCUCUGUAAAAAGAAGGGAAUUGAUUUGAUCCAUUUGAGAACCGAAA